GGGUUGCAUCAACAAAUUUUGACGGACACGUAACCGUUAAAGAUGGCGCUAACGAACGUUAGACAAAAAAAGUGUUGAUUCACCAUCUAUGACAGCUUACGUUCGUUAAAAAGUUACGCUUACGUUAACCAGUGCUUGAACCAUUGGUAAUCGUCAAAUAUUGGUUUGUAACUUCGUAGUUCGUACUUCCUACACGCGGCAUUAAUUUUAAAAAGUUAUUUCAUAAUGGAAUCAAUUUUAUUUAAUACUUUUCAUGGUAGUUUUUUCGAAGAGGAAAAUGAAGCUCAAGUGCUUGUGAGAAAAAGAAAGGUUUUUAAAAAGCGAAUUUAUAAUUUUAACUUAUUUGAUGAAAAUGAAUUUAUUGAUAGAUUCCGGGUUUCAAAGGAGGUAGCUAUUUAUAUUACAGAUUCAAUUAAAAAUGAAAUAACAAGUAAUACGGACAAAAAUCUCGCAGUAAAACCGAUUGAUCAGGUCCUGGUUACCUUACAAUAUUACGCCUCAGGAUCCUUCAUGAGAUGUGUGGGUGAUAUGUCUGGACUCCACAAAUCUACAGUGUGUAGAAUAAUACGGCGAGUAACACUUGCAAUCUCAAAAUUACGCCCUCAAUUUAUAUAUAUGCCAAGGACUGACCAAGAAAAGGAAGAAAUGGCUACAAAAUUUUAUAAUGUAGCCAGGUUCCCUAAAGUGUUAGGGGCCAUUGAUUGUAGCCACAUAAAUAUUUUAUCUCCAGGUGGUGACAAUGCUGAAGACUUCAGAAACAGGAAAGGUUUAUUUUCAUUUAAUGUUCAGGUUAUUGGAGAUGCAGACUUAUAUAUAAGGAACAUAGUUGCAAGAUGGCCAGGAUCUGCACAUGAUAGUCAUAUAUUUAAUAGUUCCAAUAUUAAAUAUAGGAUUGAGUCUGGGGAAUUUGAUGGGCUGUGGCUUCUUGGAGAUUCAGGUUAUGCCCUAAAAUCAUACCUGCUUACACCUCUGGCAGACCCCCAAACAGAAGCUGAAAAGUUGUAUAAUGAGAGCCACAUACGAACCAGAAAUAGUAUUGAAAGGCUAUUUGGAGUUUGGAAGCGAAGGUUCCCCAUAGUUGGGUCCAAAAUAAGAUGUAAGAUAGAUAACAUCCAGCCAAUUAUUGUUGCAACUGCUGUGUUACACAAUAUUUGUAGGGCACAUAAUGUUAAACAGCCUACAGAUUUUGUAAAUUUGGACCAGGAGGUAACUUCAUUGCCAACACAACCAGAAAACUCUGUUUCCUCUGAAUUUAAUAUUAGAGAUGGUUUGAUUAAUAAUUAUUUUGCAAGGUAUAUUACGGCUAUUUUUGACUUCAAAAAUAUAAAUUGCAAAUUUAAUAUUAAAGAUGUCUUAUAUUUCAGAUUAUAACUUUUUUAUGGCAUGGGUGUGAAAUAUGGUGAAGGACUAACACAUUCUAUACUGUUUAUAGUGCUUAUUGCAUGCUUUUGGUAAAGAAAUAAAAUAUUAGUCAAAAAUAAUAUGCCUUUACUAACUGAAUUACAGCCUACAGAUUUUAUUAAUUUAGACCAAAAGUUAACUUGAUUGACAUCAAACAGAAAACUAGUUUUCUCUAAAUUUAAUUUUAUUCUAAUAUAAGAGAUACAUAGUUUAAUUAUUAUUAUUUUGCAAGGUAUGUUAAUAUUAAGAUUAUUUUUAACUUCAAAGAAAACAAAUCUCAAAUCAUAUUUUUAAAGCUGUCUUAUUUUCAGAUUAUAACUAUUUUAUGGUAUGGAUGUGAAAUAUGGUGAAGGAUUAACAUAUUAUAUACAUACUGUAUAAUAUAUUGCUAUUGCAUGCUUUUGGUGGAGAAAUAAAAUGUUUGACAAAAAUAA
Messenger RNA from Pieris napi, 1835 nucleotides. Its product is annotated as putative nuclease HARBI1. NCBI's taxonomy places the organism in Eukaryota, Metazoa, Arthropoda, Insecta, Lepidoptera, Pieridae. The transcript is spliced from 3 exons. Bases 226 to 1371 code for a protein of 381 amino acids. The record is from RefSeq and is a predicted model, not a curated record.